Molecule: messenger RNA, 3581 nt
Organism: Columba livia (rock pigeon)
Lineage: Eukaryota; Metazoa; Chordata; Aves; Columbiformes; Columbidae
Gene: INSM1
Product: INSM transcriptional repressor 1
Exons: 1
Coding region: 1604-2881 (425 amino acids)
Biological process (GO): regulation of cell cycle process; negative regulation of transcription by RNA polymerase II; neuron differentiation
Cellular component (GO): nucleus; transcription repressor complex
Molecular function (GO): DNA-binding transcription repressor activity, RNA polymerase II-specific; RNA polymerase II cis-regulatory region sequence-specific DNA binding
Source: RefSeq, a predicted model, not a curated record
AGCCCGGGGAUGAGGGGUGUCGGUACCGGGGGGGCCCGGCUCUCGGUGUGCAGCCUCGGCGAUGCGGGGUGUCGAUGCGGGGAGGGGGCCCGGCUCUCGGUGCGCACCCGGUCGGGGGGGCGGUGGCGCGUGCCCGCAGCUGUAUGCUAAUGCCCAGCGGGCCGCCCCGCCCCGCCUGUCCCACCGGGAGGCCGGGGGGGCUGCUCUGGGGGAGCGGCCCCACGACCCCCCCGCGGCCCGCCCGGCUCGCUGACGGGUGCCCGGGAGAGCGGUGGCCCCCGGUGCCGCCCGCCCCCCCCGCCCCUUUGUGCCGCCCGCCGGAGGGUCGCGCAGCUUUAUGCUAAUGAGGCGCACAAAGGCGGCCGCGGGGGGGCCGGCCCUCGCUCGCGUGCCGCCCGCGUGCCCCGCCGCCCCCCACAAAGGCGCUCGGUGCCCGGGGGGAGAGCGCUCCCCCCGCCGCCACCUGCCACGCGCGGAGCUCCCGCGCAAAUCCCCGCGUGGGCCGGCGCGCGGCCCCGCGGACAAAGGGUUAAAGGGGAGUGGGGCCCCGGCCCGGUGCUCGCCCCGCAGCGGCUCCGGCGGCUGCACCUGCCGCCGCGCUGCCCUUCCCGCACGCAGUCCCCCGGGCGCCGCCAACGCCACCCGCGGCAGCGCCCGGCGUAUCCUCCGCAUCUCUGCUCGUCUGCUGCUUUGGCUUUUCCCCCUCCUGUGGCGUGCGGGGAAAUGGGGAACGGGGCUGACCCCAACGGCAGCUUGCGUCGCCUUGCACCGACCGCCGAACGUUUCGGGCAGAAACCGAGAGCCCUUCCGCGGCUGUGCCGUGGAGCCAGGCCGAGCUCGGGGCUGCCGCCGGGCCGCACCCGCGGCGCCGCGGGGAGCACGGCCGGGGGGUGUUGCGGAGUGGAGGGCAUGGCGUAACAGGUUACUGGCGGCGGCUGAGCGACCCCGCUCGGUCCUGGCCGCGGAGCCCCGCGGUAGCGUGCGGUGGGUUCCCGUCACAAAGGUGGCGGGGCACGGCGCCGGCUUUGGACCCGUUCGUUAUCCUUCCCCACUUGCAUAGACCGCUCUCGUAGCACCUGAUGCCGGCGGCGGACAAAACCAACGGGCUGCCCCGGCACCGUGCCGAUGCGGGGCGCUCCCGGCGGGCAGCGUCCCUGCGCCGGCAGCCGCCACAAAAGCGACUUUCUCGUCCUCCGGCGCCAAGUUUCCUUCUCCUCGCACCCGGUGCCGGCCUUUCUGCGCCGGGGCCGGGGGCGGGCGCGGAGCCGCCGCCGGUCCCGCUGCCCCGAGCGCUCGGCACGGGCCCGGCACGGGCGGGGGGCGGCGCCCGCCCCGGGGCGGCACACAAAGGCCCCGCGUGCCGGGCGGCGCGGGGCGCGGAGCGUGCGGGGGGCGGGGCCGGGCGUGUGCCGCCGCGGGCGGGGGGCUCAGGUGCACCCGCUCCGCCCGCCGCCGCCGCCCGCCGCGCCGCCGCUGAUUGGCCCGGCCCGCCGCCGCCGGCCCAAACAAUGGCCCCGGCCCGCUUAAAGGCGGCGGCGGCCGCGCCGCGGGCAGACCGAGCAGCGUGCGCCGCGGCCGCCGCCGGCGCGGAGGCGGCGCGAAGAUGCCCCGGGGCUUCCUGGUGAAGCGCAGCCGGCGGCCCACCCCCGCCUCGUACCGGGCGCGCUGCUGCCGCGAGGCCGCCGCCGGCCCGCCGCUCCCCGCCGGCGGCUCCCCGCUGCCCGCCUGCCCCGCCGCGCCGCCGCCGCCCCCGCCGCGGGAGUCGCCGCCCGUGCCCUUCGGGACGCCCGAUGCCGCCGUGCAGGCGCUGUACAGCCCCACGCGGCCCGUCAGCAGGGACAAGUACCUGGAGCGCGGCUUCAGCCUGGGCUCGCCCGUCUCGGCCGAGUCCUUCCCCGCGCCCGCCGUGCCCGGCACCAUGGACCCGCUCCUCUUCGCCCCGGCCGACCUCAAGCUCUGGGCCGCCGCCGGCCACGCCGAGCCGCCCGCCGCUCCCGGCGGAGCCCCCGCGCCGCCCGCCCCGGCCGCGCCGCCCGCCUCGGGCCGCCCGCCGCCCGCCAAGCGCCCGCCGGGCAGCGCGGAGCCCGGCCGGCAGAAGGCCCCGUCGGGCAAGAAGGCGAAGGCGAUCCGCAAGCUGACCUUCGAGGACGAGGUGACCACGUCGCCCGUGCUGGGGCUGCGCAUCAAGGAGGGGCCGGUGGAGGCGCCGGCCAAGGCGCGGGGCGGCUGCGCCCGGCCGCUGGGCGAGUUCAUCUGCCAGCUCUGCAAGGAGGAGUACGGGGACCCCUUCGCGCUGGCGCAGCACCGCUGCUCCCGCAUCGUCCGGGUGGAGUACCGCUGCCCCGAGUGCGACAAGGUCUUCUCCUGCCCCGCCAACCUCGCCUCCCACCGCCGCUGGCACAAGCCGCGCCCGCCCGCCGCCAAGGGCGGCCCCGAGGCGGGCAGGGCGCCGGCCGACGAGCCGCCGAAGGAGGCGGGCGGCAGCGGCAGCGAGCGGGACACGCCGAGCCCCGGCGGCGCCUCGGAGGCGGGCUCCGAGGAGGGGCUGUUCGAGUGCCCCCGCUGCGCCAAGCGGUUCCGCCGGCAGGCCUACCUGCGCAAGCACCUGCUGAGCCACCCGGCGCCCGAGCCCGCUGCCGAGGAGCCGCCCGCGCCGCCCGCCGAGUGCCGCCUCUGCCCCGUGUGCGGGGAGACCUUCCCCAGCAAGAGCAGCCAGGAGCGGCACCUGCGCCUGCUGCAUGCCGCACAGGUCUUCCCCUGCAAGUACUGCCCGGCCACCUUCUACAGCUCGCCCGGCCUCACCCGGCACAUCAACAAGUGCCACCCGUCCGAGAACCGGCAGGUGAUCCUGCUGCAGGUGCCGCUGCGCCCCGCCUGCUGAGCCGCCCGUGCCUUCCCGGGCGUCCCGGGCCACAACCUUAGCUUUAAUACGGCUUGUGAACUGCUGGAAUCUGGCUUUACAUUUACCUUUCUGGGGUCUUUCUCUCUCUUUUGUUUUGUUUUGUUUUGUUCGUUCUUUUCGUUUUUAUAAAUGUGAACAGAUCAAACUGCUUGAGGAGAAAUGAGAAUUUCCUUUAGUAUAGCCACAAAUGCCUUGACUCUGCUGUUGAUGGUCUCCAGAAAAUGCUGUAGAAACUGCCUUAACUGUGACAUGCCAACUUUCUGUUCAUGUUUGUUUUGCCCUUCCCGAGGUAGCUCAUGAGUUGACUAUCUGUAUAUGUUGGUUUGAGUAAUUAUGUUAUUUAUUCGUUAUUUAUUUAUUUUAAUUAUGAAGAUUGAUAUUAUUUGAUCGCAGAUACUCUAAUGUGCUUUUCUCGUCUCCCCCGCCUGCCAUUUCACUGUGCGUUUUAGAAGAUCUUUUUUUCUAAAGGGAUCUGCUAAAAAGGUUUUAACUUUUAUACCUAGAAUAACACACGAUCUUACCCAUUUAUCCCGUGCAACUGACAGCUCUUACUUUUAGAUGCAAUCUCUUUUUCUACACACAUUAUUUUCUUAACUGUUAGCUAUUUAUAGAGUGCUUCGAUAGAACUGUUUCAACUGUAUAAUUAUUUACUAUUCAAAUAAAAUAUUUUCAAAUUCGA